Medicago truncatula (barrel medic) is the source of this 1059-nucleotide messenger RNA. RefSeq lists its product as uncharacterized. Lineage: Eukaryota; Viridiplantae; Streptophyta; Magnoliopsida; Fabales; Fabaceae. The transcript has 2 exons. The record is from RefSeq and is a predicted model, not a curated record. The coding region runs from base 420 to 980 and encodes 186 amino acids.
UUCUCUAAUUCUUAGGGUUCUGAGAAUUAGCUAGCCGCGGCUGCUCUUCAACCUUUCUCAAUUCUCAACUGAACUCAUUCAGUCUCUCAAAUUUAUGCUUGUUUAACUACACAUAUACCUUUCUCAAUGUUCUUUCCAUCAUCUGUUAUUUUGUGUUUUUAAUUUAUCUUCACCUCUGCCGAUGCAGAAGCUAAGAAUGAUUUUAUUUCUUAUAUUAUAUUAUUAUUAACAAGUGUAAUUUCCUUGAUUAAUUGGUGGGUUAAUUAGAGUCUCAUAAUCUGACUGAGUAAAGCUCCACUUUGUAUCUCUGGUUCUAAUGCAUGUACCAUCACUCGGAUUACUUCCAGAACGAAUGAGGGCUCGAUCUAUUGUGCCCAUUUCAAAGAAACAAGAAUCUGGUUAAGAAAAAGACAAGUCAGAUGCUUGUGAGGUAUUCAGAUCUGAGUAUGAAGGAUCAGGUGCACUUUCGCAACAUGAUGAAGAGAACAAGGAUGACUUAUGAUUCGCUACGUGUGUUGGCAAGUAUUGAGGAUGAGAAAAGAAUUAUUGAGGAGAAGAAAGUGGCUGAUGAAGUUUUUGUGGAGGCAGAGAAAAGAUUGGUUGAGAAGAGGUUGGAUGAGGAUAAGAUAUUUGUUUCUGAAGCUGUGAUUAUGGAGACGGAGAUGGGAGCUGGUGAUGAGAACAUGGAAGAGGCAGCAACAGGUGUGGAGGGGGAAAUGUUGAAUGGAACAAGAUGUCAUAAUCAUAUUCGUGGUGACAUAAAGGCUGCGAGGUUAAUGAAGGACAGAGAGUUAUGGUUGUAUGGUAAUAAAAGGAUAGUUAGGUUUCACUCUAAUUCAUUUUCCUUCAUAAGGAAAGAACUUGAAUUGUUAAAAAAAUCAUUUGAGGAAUACAAUGGACAAGUAGAAGAGAGGCGAUUGCGGUCUGCAAAAAGUGAUAUUGCACAACAUAUGCUUAGUGACAACAACAACUUCUAUUGAAAUAUGACGUAUGUCAAAAUAGGAUAGCGUUAAUCUUUGAUGAUUAGGCUCACGUUUCAAAUUUUAGAAUGUUUAAGUA